This is a messenger RNA of Drosophila ficusphila, 1506 nucleotides long. RefSeq lists its product as uncharacterized. The record is from RefSeq and is a predicted model, not a curated record. The transcript has 2 exons. Lineage: Eukaryota; Metazoa; Arthropoda; Insecta; Diptera; Drosophilidae. The coding region runs from base 1 to 1506 and encodes 501 amino acids.
AUGGUCUUCAAUCAGCUGCGCAUUUUUAGGACGCCUCUGCUCUUAGUUUUCGGCAUUCUCUUCCUCUUGCUGCUCUUCCGGAUAACGGGACCGCCACAGAACCCCUUUAACCCCAAGAACAAACCUCUGAUCAAGAAUGCAACAGCAGUUGGCUCCCAGAGAGUCCCGAAAUCGGACCCCAUCAGCAGGCUGGAGGAUGACUUCCGGCCGGAGGAGGACACGGACUUGGAGUCGCUGCUGCGGGGCAACGAGGACGAGGGCUGGGCAAAGGGACCCGAGUGUGCUCCGUAUCCCCGCUACGAGAAUCUGCGCUUCCAGAAUCCGUACUUCCAGCACACGCGAACCGGAAACCUGAGCUACUACCUGUACGGUGCGUACUACGACCGAAGACCCCGCCUACCGGAAAUAGUCGUCCUCGGAAUGGUGACCACGUGCACGGGUCCCUAUCCGGAGACCCAUCUGCAGAUGUGGUUCGAAGGAGACACCCAGCCGGAGAUAACACCUCUCCGCGAAACCAAGUUGGCCUGGUACUCCUCCUGGGGCCACAAACAGGGUGUGGGCUAUCCCACUCUGCUAACCUUUCAGCUGGCAACCCGAAGGAUUCCCCAGCUGGUGAGUUUGGUCUUUGGCAGCAGGUGUUCUGUGCCACAGAACGCUCUUCGGGUGUGGCAGCCUCCAGCUGAAGAGGCACCUCAACCAAAUCGACCCCUGCGAACGGGAAUCUGCGUGAAGUUCCUCCGCUUUCCGGACGAGGAUCCCUCGGAGCGUUUGGUUGAGUGGUUGGAACUGAUGCGAAUGCUGGGUGCCAGCCGGAUAACCGCCUACGACAUCGGGGAGCUGCAUCCGAAUGCCUCGAGAACCUUGGCCCACUACACGAGUGCCCAGGAUGGCUUACUCGAACUGAGGAAGUUCCACUUUCCCGACGAGAUCAAGGGACACGCCAGAUUUCGCAAGAGUCUCGUGGAAGCCAUGCUCUACAACGAUUGUUUGUACAGGAAUCUCUACGAUUUUGAUUUCCUGGCAGUGGUGGAUGUGGACGAGGUGAUCAUGCCGAUGGGCGACUUCUGGAAUUGGCCAGAUUUGCUGGCGGAACUGCAGUCGCAGGACGUUAAUUGCACCGCUCGCAGUGGCUACUGUUUUAGGAACGUGUACUUUCCCAAGGAACUGCCAGAGGAUGGGGAAAUCCCGAGGCAUUUUCACAUGCUGCGGCACGUGGUGCGGGUGGCCAAUCAUCUGAGUGCCGAUUUGGCGGCCAAGUGCCUCCAUAAUACCGCCCAUGUGACCGUGUUGCACAAUCACUUUGCCCUGAGUUGGCGGGAUGCCUGUGCACCGCAGCAGGUUCCCUUGGAUUUGGGGCAACUGCAGCACUAUCGACAUGUGGACCAGCCGGAGACCUUGAAGGAUCCACCGCCCAUAAGGGAUGCAAAUAUUCGGCGAUUCCAGCAGCAACUCAUACGCAACUCAAUGGCUGUCCAUCGGCAACUCGGUUGGGGAGCAGCGUAUUGA